This is a messenger RNA of Hevea brasiliensis (rubber tree), 2947 nucleotides long. Its product is annotated as AUGMIN subunit 6. The record is from RefSeq and is a predicted model, not a curated record. Bases 148 to 2358 code for a protein of 736 amino acids. Lineage: Eukaryota; Viridiplantae; Streptophyta; Magnoliopsida; Malpighiales; Euphorbiaceae. The transcript has 13 exons. Gene Ontology annotation, molecular function: microtubule binding. Gene Ontology annotation, biological process: spindle assembly. Gene Ontology annotation, cellular component: HAUS complex; mitotic spindle microtubule.
AGGGACCUCCAUUUUUGAGAAAAUUUAAAUCGAAGUAAAGAAAUCGCAAAAAAAAAAAAAAAGAAAUCAGAAGAGGCAAAGCAGACAGGACAGAGAGGGGAGGAGCAGAAGGAGAAACCUAUAGAGAGAGCAGAGGACGAAAUUUAGAUGACGAUGGACAGAGAGAAGGAGAGAGAGAUAGAGCUAGAAAGCGCAAUGUACACCAAUUGCUUGCUUUUAGGUCUGGAUCCGAACAUUAUCGGACUCGGAGCGUCCAACGGCUCUCCUAGGGUCGGGCUAUUCCGCCACUCCAACCCUAAAUUGGGCGAGCAGCUCCUCUAUUUCAUCCUCUCCUCCCUUCGUGGCCCCGUUCAAUCAGCCAAAGAUUUCGAUAAGGUGUGGCCGAUUUUCGAUUCUGCACAGUCGCGUGAUUUUCGUAAGGUUGUCCAAGGGAUUAUCAGUGAGCUCGAAUCUCAAGGGGCACUUCCAAGGAGCAAUUCGAGGGUUUCAUCGCUUGCUACUUGCUGUGGACCAAGAUUUGUUGAGCUUUUAUGGCAACUUUCUUUGCAUGCUCUGCGGGAGGUUCAUAGACGGACAUUUCCUUCUGAUGUAGCUUCCAACCCACUGCCUGCUUCCCUAACUGAUGUAGCCUUUCAGCAUGCAGCUACACUGCUUCCUGUAACGAAGGCUAGAAUAGCACUUGAAAGAAGGAGGUUUCUUCAAAAUGCAGAAACAGCUGUGCAGAGGCAGGCAAUGUGGUCCAAUUUGGCUCAUGAAAUGACUGCAGAGUUUCGUGGUCUUUGUGCUGAAGAGGCUUAUUUGCAGCAAGAACUUGAAAAACUUCAUGAUUUGAGGAACAAAGUGAAGUUGGAAGGAGAAAUGUGGGAUGAUCUUGUAUCAAGUUCGAGUCAAAAUGCUCACUUAGUCUCAAAGGCUACUCGCUUGUGGGAGUCUAUAUUAGCACGUAAAAGUCAGCAUGAAGUUCUUGCUUCGGGCCCAAUUGAGGACCUAAUAGCUCAUCGGGAGCAUAGAUACCGCAUCUCUGGAUCAUCAUUGCUUUCGGCUAUGGAUCAGAGUUCUCAAGUUCCUCUUUCUGAUACACAUUUAAAUGACAAAGAACAAAGUGACGGGUCUAAUCUAAAUGUAAAUAGGGAAAAGCUGAAGAACAAUUUAGAUUCAUCCCAUCUACAAGUAAAUGACGACACACAUUCUUGGGUUGAUGAUAGAGGCGGUAGAGUCCAUCCCUCUGUUGAUGUAGCAGAAAUUAUUAGGCGUUGGACACAUGCAUUGCAGCGAAUUCACAAACAGUCGCUUCAUCUGGCCAAAGCUAAUGAUGGAGAAGGUCCAGAUUUGUUGCGAAGUGCACACGAUGGUGGUACAAGUGGUCAUGCUGAGUCUUUAGCUGCAACUCUUGCAGAACAUCAGCAACACCUGGCUAGUUUUCAGGUGCUUAUAAAUCAACUCAAGGAAGUUGCUCCAGCAAUACAAAAGUCAAUAGCUGAGUGUACAGAGAAGGUAAAUAAUAUAUCCUCCAGCCUUCCACCCAUGCCCAAGCAUCGUGGCCGAGCAACAUCACCUACACAGGCUCAGAGCAGUGGAAGGACCCUGGAAAGUAGCUCAGAUGAUGUUGCUGAGGUGACCUCAAAAAUGUCCGCUGUUCAUCUUGACAAGGUGUCUGCUAGUCCCCCUGCUUUAAAACUGCCACAGUUAUUCAGUUUGACCCCAAAUUCUUCAGGAAAAGGUGGAAACAUGCAAAAGAGACAAACUGUAGCUCCCCAAAUCAACCAGAUGGAAAAUAUGUCUGAAAGGAACUCUCUGGACCAGCCUUUGUCAAAUAGUCGAUUAGAUAAUACACCACAAGAUAGUGAUAAUUCUUAUGUUCAAAACUUAAAAAGAUCUGUAAGAGAAGCAGCGCUUUCUACCCGACAAUCCUUGAAUUCAGAAUCAUCUCGAGACAGUCACACUGAUGAAAUUUCUGAGCACUUCUUUUUACCUCUAUCAGCAACUAGAUUUUCUUCCCUGGACCUAGAAAACAAAGUAGCUUCAAGGAGGAGUGAAAGAUUGCUUACAUCUCAAAAGGACACUGCUUUGCUUGAGAAUCAUGCUCCUGGUGGUCAAGUUGGGAAUUACAAUGAUAUACCAGACAUUUUAAAUGAUUUGGAUUCUAUUACUGAUUACAACCAUGUAAAUGGCUUUCUUUCGGCUGCUGGCUCAAAUGGUGCAAUGUCUGGUGGGCACAGGCCUUUUUAUGAUAUUGAGGAAUCACAUGAUCAGGUCUUCUCACCUCCUUUGCUAAUGGACACAUCCCUAUUAACAGAUUCAUAUGAAGAUUUACUUGCUCCACUGUCAGAAACUGAAACUGCCUUAAUGGAACAUUGAAAGUGGUGUUUAGGCACUGUUGUUCUCAGUCUUGAGGAGGUGAUUGGUCAUUGUGAUAAUUUUUUUUUCAUUCAUUGGAAUUUCUCCAUGCCGCUAAUUUGGUGCAAGGGUGGUGCUUUUAUGCGUUCCUCCUUCCUCUUCUAUACCUUUCUGACCUCAUUUUUGGCACAGUCGAUUUCCUACUGUUUGAGGUAAAAUCUGGACCAAUUCAGUGCUGUCAUUCAUGCUGGACAACACCUAGAACUCAAGUUGGCCAUUUCAUUUGAGAACUUUUUUAAGGAUCUUGUAGGCUUCAAUCCAAGCAAAUCAGAUUAUUGUGCUAAUUCUUUUGGUAGGUUUGUUUAUGGGGAAAUUGUUCCUAUAUCUGGUGCUUGAAGAUUAAAAUAUGAGAAUCUUGUGCAUUCCAUUCUUAAUAUGAUGGAUUUGAGGCCUUUAGUCUGCACUCCAUUGUAUGGCUGCAGGUAACUGUCAAGAUUUAUUGUUGAUCAACUAAUCCUUGUGUAUUUGAUAGAUGUGUAUAACAAGGGAGUUGAUUGUGUAUUUAGGUAAUUGAUCAAAAACAACAGAUUAACAUUUGCUUUUUUUAUUA